This is a messenger RNA of Aspergillus homomorphus CBS 101889, 541 nucleotides long. RefSeq lists its product as uncharacterized. The record is from RefSeq and is a predicted model, not a curated record. NCBI's taxonomy places the organism in Eukaryota, Fungi, Ascomycota, Eurotiomycetes, Eurotiales, Aspergillaceae. Bases 114 to 449 code for a protein of 111 amino acids. The transcript has a single exon.
UUCGGCGGAGCCAAUAGAACAAAAGACAGACACUUGAAACCGGAAGCUGCAGCAGCGGAGAGUGAGUUUCAUCACGGCUCUGGAAAACCAUUAGCUGACGACAAGGAUUAGAGAUGUGCUUCUACAACCAGAAGAAGUUUGCAUGCGGCGACUGGAGUUGGACCAACUUCGCGCACCGUUGCAAUUACGAGUACCGCACGGGGGAGACAUGCGGCAUGCGACUUGUGAACGAGACCUUCAGCGAAAAUGCGAAAUGCCGCCUCUGCGACAAGAUCGAAACCAAGAAGCGGCGGCGAAGCGCCGAGGUGGACAGAUUGACCCGGUGGAAGCGAGAGGGAGGCACCCUCGUAGCUUCUAUGGAACGGUGUCAGAAGCUUAUUAUGGAGCUCGAAAAAGAGAUCUUCCAGCUGGAAAGGGAGAAGCAGGAGAGACAGAGAGCAUUGUCAUAGGAAACAUGUGAUCUGAAGAGGUGAAAAAUGGGAUGUGGUUGUCGUGAGCCCAAAUGUUGUUCUAUUCUUCAUGUUCCUUUUUCUUUUUUCUU